UCUAAACGAAAUAAACGACAUAAAAUAAAUAGAAUAGUAAGGGAACAAAGAAUUGUUGACGCGGAAAACCCAAUGGAAGGGAAAAAUCGCGGGUGAUACUCCUGAUCACCAAUCCACUAAUGUGCCGAUGGCUUUGUUACAAUUGUUAGAUGGAAUGAUCCACUUUUAUCUUCGUUACACAGAGAAUUAGAGUAGAAAGAGAAUGAAUAUUCUUAGGGAGGCUUAGAGAGAGAAUAAUAAUUAGAGAGAGAGAAUGCUAGGUUUACAUCAUUUAUAUAUAUAUGAGAAUAUCUUUUUCAGCUGAUCUAGUGAACCAUCCCCAUCAUAUCAGUGCCACGUCACCAGCAAUCCCCCUCAUAUCUCAACUUCUCAACCACUUUUCAAUACGUUUGAACUGGUCUCCUUUUAUUUUAGCAGCCCAACUAUACCCUUCAUGUAUUUCGAACAUACUGCCAUGCAACGCCAAAGUGUGAAACGUGGGCCCAACGAUUGCCCCUGAUUGACGCGUGUCGCCCAAAAACUGCCCUUGGGAGAACCGUCAAUUAAUCCUCCUUGAAAUACCCACUACUUUCACCAACUUCCCACGCUUCCUUCAUUUCAAAACCCAUCCCAUCAUUACUUUGCUUCUUCAACUUCUCCCUCUCUCUCCCUCUCAAGAACUUCACCAGGUUCAAGAACUUCAAAUUUUCCGGCGCGUUCAAGCUUCUCAGACAUUGUUAACCAGGUAAUUUUUCUUUCGUUUCUUCCUUAUUUCUCUUCAAUGGCUUCGAAAGAUACCCCAAAGGUUAGGAAAUCCAAAAGGAACCCUAAACCCGUAGAUAAUUCUGACGAGGUAAUUAUAGUAGAAUCAGGGGUGAUAGGGGGAAAGAACACAGUUAGCGAAUUUACCUAAGAAGAUGUAGAAGCAUUUUUAGAGAAAUCAGGUUUACCAAUUUCUACCAAAAUCAAAAUCCCCCAAAACGACGAAGGUCUUGACGACUGUCCUGAAGGUUGGGUAGUUCUCUACGAGUACCCUUUCAAGAUUGGGUACAAAUUCCCACUCAAUCCGUUGAUGACGCAACUUCUAACCGUCAUGCAAAUUAGCCCUGGCCAACUAAUGCCGUUGGUUUGGCGAGUGGUUUCUCGUAAUUGACAAGCUAACACAAGGUUCGAACACCAUCUUCACCAUCGAAGACCUUUUGUAUGUUUACGACAUCAAGGCAGUGGAAAAUACCAGAUAUACCUUCUUUUUGAAACCCGGACGCCGUUCUUUAGUAGAAAACUCAGGGGCCAACGACAGGGGUUGGAAAAAGAAAUAUUUCUUCGUAAAAAAGAAGUUUAUGGGAAAGCACCUUGAUUUUCUUCGCGACGGUUGGAAUUCCGAAGGUAAUUCUCCUACCCCAUUGUAUAUCUUUGAAAACUGUACCAUUGACGUUGUCUAAUUUGUGGUGUUACUGCAGAAAUACUGCCUUUGCCCGUUGGGGAAUCCACUUACUCAAACAGCAAAGUCCAUUGGCUCCUGACGAAAUACACCAUCAAAAACCGGACGUUCAGGAACAACUUCAAAAUCCCACCGUCCGACGACGAGACACUGCCCCAGUCUACCGAAGAACAUACAAUCACCUCUACAGAUCCUACUAACAAUACUUCUCCUUCCAUGGCGUCAGAAAAUAACGCAUCGCAACGCUCCAAGACCCCAACUGUCGCCUUGUCGGAAGCAGAAAUGCUGGAGAGGGCAAAGAAGAGAAAGCAGUCCGCCGUCAGUCAGACAAUGACGCCCCCACCUUCUGCUCCGUCUAAGACUGCCAAGACGUCCGUCUCUGCCGACGUCUCAAAAACCGCCAGACCUCCUCUUCAAGAAGGAGAAACAUUCACUAUCAGUCUGCCCAAGAAUUUUGGUGAGAUAACUUCGACAGCUAUUUUUCCGGCGGCGGAGAAAUUAGCCUUCCCAGCUCUUCAACGGCGUCUAGCCAGCCUCUCCUUGACUACGGUCGCCAACGAAGGAUUAGCACUGCAAAUACAUGCCACCCAGAAUAGUUUGGCGUUACGUUCUGCCGCUCUUUCUCUCGAGAAAGAAUGCAAGACGCUGCGAGAGAAACUGAACAGGUCUACGUCGGCACUGACGGCGGCGGAGAAGAAAGUUGUGGAACUCUCCACUGAGUUAUCCAAGGAGAAGAAACGGAACGACGAUCUGACGGCCGACAUGUCCUCGCUGAAGGAGGAGAGUGACGCCACUGCAGCAAGCCUUAGAGAGGAGCUGGUUGACGCGGCCAGUCGCUAUACUUGGAGGACCAAGGCCAGAUUGAUGAAGCAAUUUUUGGACGGCCAGACGGCGUCCUGGACCCCGGAAGCGGACGUCAGGCAGUUCCUGGAGGUUUUUGGGACGCCGGAGGAUUUGCUCCCUGAGGGUGCCGAUGCUGCGGACACCAUGGCGACGGCUGAAUCUGACGCCAACGCCAAGCCAACUGACGCCACCUGAUCGUCUUCUGACUUUUCAAAAGGUGCUGCGACACCUAUAUCAACAAACAGUUUAUGUAAUAGUGUAGUUAAAGGUGCUAUGUCGUCUAAACUUUGUGUUUUGUGAUGUCUGCUGUUGCGAAUUUUAAUUGUUUCGGUUUGUACGUUGUUAAAACGAUGUUGCGUUGUGUU
Beta vulgaris subsp. vulgaris (sugar beet) is the source of this 2628-nucleotide messenger RNA. RefSeq lists its product as uncharacterized. Lineage: Eukaryota; Viridiplantae; Streptophyta; Magnoliopsida; Caryophyllales; Amaranthaceae. Bases 1637 to 2458 code for a protein of 273 amino acids. The transcript has 3 exons. The record is from RefSeq and is a predicted model, not a curated record.